Messenger RNA from Pichia membranifaciens NRRL Y-2026, 1262 nucleotides. RefSeq lists its product as hypothetical. NCBI's taxonomy places the organism in Eukaryota, Fungi, Ascomycota, Pichiomycetes, Pichiales, Pichiaceae. The transcript has a single exon. Gene Ontology annotation, molecular function: superoxide dismutase activity; metal ion binding. The coding region runs from base 51 to 1106 and encodes 351 amino acids. Gene Ontology annotation, biological process: superoxide metabolic process. The record is from RefSeq and is a predicted model, not a curated record.
CUAGAAAGAGGGUGGGAAGGCCACCGAAGUAGCAGCAGCAAGCGUACGUGAUGUUGAGAACAGCGAGAGCACAGGUGUUGGCAGCGUUGCCAGGAAGAAGAGCGUUCACACACACGGCGGUCCGUGGACAAGUGAGCGGCGCCAGCAGCAGAAGCAGCGGGUCUGAUGAGCAGGCUCUCCUGCUGGAGAAGGUGCAGCUUCCGCAGAUUGACAGACUGAACGCGUUCAAGGCAGCAGGAGCCGGGAUCCCCGGGCUGCUGUCGCAGCACGUGCUGGAGGACGUGUGGUCCCGCCAGCUGGAGAGCAACCUCGGCCAGCUGAAGGAGGCCAUUGUGCAGUCGACGUCGAACAACUACCUGGACUGCUUCGACUCGGCAAACAGCAGCAUCGACAGAGGCGCCGACUCGUCGAACAAGAUCAUCAACCAGUACAGAGACCUUCUCCAGAAGAUCUCCAACAAGUUUGACGACGACGAGUCCUACUUGUUCGACCUGACGGCCUCGAUCUACAACCUCUUCUACUUCCUCUCCUCGCUCAAGGCAAACCCUGCAAACACCGUCGCCAAGGCCAGCGCGUCCGCCCUCUUGGCGUCCCCAGGAGAGGCUGUUGCCAACGCCCCAUCCAACGAGGUCUUUGUCUCCUUGAUUAACAAGUCCUUUGGCUCGAUGGACGAGUUCCUCACUUUGCUCUCAGACUCGGCAAACUCCAUCAAGGGAAACGGGUACACUUGGUUGAUCUACAAACACAUCGAGAACUCCGUCACGUUCUCCAAAUUGGGACACUUGUCCAUCUUGAACACCUACAACAACGGCUUGCCACACACGUUCACCUCAAACAGAGUGUCUUCUGGCAGAGAUUUUGAAAACAAAAAGCUGAAUAAGAACUACGAGUCCGAGAAGUUCUCGUCGAACAAGAUUCCCUCCAUGGAAGAUGCCGACGCCUUGAACUCCUUGAACUUCACCUUCACUCCGCUUCUCGCCAUAGGUUCAAACCCUGCGUUCUACUUGAGGGACUACGGGGUUUACGGCAAGCAGCAGUACAUCAACAACGUCAUCUCCUGUAUCGACUGGGAUAUAGUCAACGACAGAAUACCUUCCAAAAAAUAAGUUCGGGAGACCCACUCUGUAAUUAUGUACGUUUAUACAUUACCUGUAAAUAUCCUUUCUAUUCUACUAAUAAACUUUUUCUCUAUGUUGCAUGUGUUGAGAGGCAGGCGAUAUGGCAUGCGUAUUUCCAUCCAUCCAUGUCACCGGGAAAAAAAU